CUCUCACAUACUCUUCUCUUAAGCUCUGUGAGACCCAUUUGAGUUCUAGUGUUUGCUUUGAGUCCAAUACCCUCAAACUGAAGCCUUUUUGUUCUGUUUUUCGAGGUUUCAGAACAGAUUGCUCUGUUUCUCCUCUGUUUCUUGUUAACCCAUAUAACUUGUUUUAGCCACCAAAGACAUCCAAGAAUUUUAGAGAUAAUUAGUGAAAUUUCAUUGAAGAAAGAAGAAAAAUGACAAAGCAGAAUGUGCGAGUUUCUGAUGCGAAAUCUGGAAUCAACAUGGCGAUAACGAUGGCUGUGUCAAAAUCGUCGCUUUUCACGACGGCGGCACAGAAGCCGCCGGUGGUGCCGAGUGGGUACAUGAAUAUCACCAUUUCAAGGAGAAAGCUCCUGCAGCUCCAAGACCUUGAUAUCAAUGGAGCCGCCAGAGUCAACGCUUGGGUUGACUUGAUGGAAGCUUCCUCUCCCACCCAUAUCAAAUCCACACCCUCUCUCUCCGUCUCUGAAGAUCAUAGCUCUUGGAUGGAUAACCACCCAUCAGCCCUGGACAUGUUCGAGCAGAUAACAAAUGCUUCCAAAGGGAAGCAAAUUGUGAUGUUCCUCGACUACGAUGGCACACUUUCCCCGAUCGUCGAUGACCCUGAUCGAGCUUUCAUGGAUAACAAGAUGAGAAAAACAGUGAGAAAACUUGCCGGAUAUUUUCCCACUGCUAUAGUGAGUGGAAGGUGCAGAGACAAGGUAUACAACUUUGUAAGAUUAGCAGAGUUGUACUAUGCCGGAAGCCAUGGCAUGGACAUAAAAGGACCAUCAAAAGGUUCCAAAUAUGAGAAAUGUACCCAAGCUGUGCUCUUUCAACCAGCUAGUGAAUUCCUUCCCAUGAUUGAUGAAGUGUACCAAGCUCUAAUAGAGACAACCAAAUCAACUCCAGGUGCUAAGGUGGAGAACAACAAAUUUUGCGUCUCUGUACAUUUCCGUUGUGUUGAUGAAAAGAAAUGGAGUGAACUGGCACAACAAGUAACGUCCGUGCUCAAGGAGUACCCAAAGCUUCGGAUGACGCAAGGGAGGAAGGUGUUAGAGAUUCGUCCUACCAUUAAAUGGGACAAAGGGAAGGCCCUCGAAUUCUUGUUAGAAUCACUUGGGUAUGCCAGUUGUACCGAUGUAUUUCCAGUUUAUAUUGGAGAUGAUCGAACGGAUGAAGAUGCAUUCAAGGUGCUGAGGGAGAGAGGACAAGGUUUCGGUAUUCUAGUUUCCAAAAUUCCAAAAGAUACCAAUGCCUCAUAUUCUUUACAGGAACCAUCUCAGGUAAUGGAUUUUUUACAACGGUUGGUAGAGUGGAAGAGACAGACCUUUAAAAUUACAACUGAAGAUGCAAAGAAGACUUGAAGAGAUAUAUGUACUCCUGCCAAACUAAUUGAAACUUUUUUUUUUUUUUUGGGGGGGUGGGGGCUCAUAUAUGUAUUUUAUUGUUCAAAUAUAAUGAAUGAAAUAACACGACAGAAGGGGGAAAAGGAGCAGAGCCAUUGAAAAAAGAGCCUUGUUUCUUUUCGGCUUUAACGCC
Molecule: messenger RNA, 1557 nt
Organism: Ilex paraguariensis (yerba mate)
Lineage: Eukaryota; Viridiplantae; Streptophyta; Magnoliopsida; Aquifoliales; Aquifoliaceae
Source: the annotation of a GenBank genome assembly